GCCAAGACCAAUUUAUUCAUCCAUUCUUCAGGUUUCUCCUGAUUGUGAAAGACAUCUAUUAUUGGACCGCUUUUUAUUAGAGUCGAUUUAUUCCGUUAAUUGCGUGAGGAAAUACAACUGAAUCACUCUCAAAGAAACCGUUUUAUAAUUCGAGCAUCUAAACGAGUGUUUAGCAGAACCGUCGCUACACAUGACUCUACUGUCGAGCAUGCGGCGCCACAGUCUUCGCGUGCAGCAUCACCUGCACAGGUGGAGCAUCUGCGGGACGGACGGAGGGCAGCUCCUGAGAGGUGCUUUCACGACCAACAACAUCGGUAACAUUUCCUGUUCCAGUUCAUGCUCGCGCUCCAUUGAGAGCUGCUCGUCCUCUUCUUCUGACACGGCUCUCUCCACCGAGGUUACGACUCGCACUUCGAUCGGACCCUACACGGUUUUCCUGCUCGGAGACAACGGCGUCGGGAAGUCAGCGCUCGCGAGUAUAUUCGCUGGAGCAUCAGACAGUAUGGGCAGCGCAAGCGAGAUAUAUGGAGGUGAAAUAUUUGAGCAGACUAUGAUGGUUGAUGGUGAGAAGGCUACAGUUACCCUGCUCGACACUUCAGAUUCACUGGAUGAGGGCAGCUGGAUGCAGGAACGUUGUUUGCAGACAGGAGAUGCUUUCGUCAUAGUCUAUUCCAUAACGGAUCGAUCGAGUUUCCUUCGCGCGUCAGAGCUCCGUAUUCAGCUGCGGCGCGAGCGUCAGGCUGACCACACUCCCAUCAUCCUCGUUGGCAAUAAAUGUGACCUGGUCCGUUGCCGAGAAGUGUCCAUUAGUGAGGGUCGUGCAUGUGCAGUCGUGUUUGACUGUAAGUUUAUUGAGACAUCAGCAGUGAUGCAACAUAAUGUCUGGACGCUGUUUGAAGGUAUCAUCCGCCAGCUUCGCCUGCGAAGAGACAGCCUGGAGACCAUCACCCGGCGUCAUGCUCUUUACAAGCGUCAAGAGAGUUUCCCCAAGAAAACAAAGCGUUUCAUUGACAAAAUCGUUGCUAAGAAGAACAAGCAAGCCGCCUUCAAACUUAAGUCCAAAUCAUGUCAUGAUCUGUCUGUAAUGUAGGGCUUUGGGCACUGAAUGUGUGUUGGGUUGUUUGUAUGUAAGCAUUGUAUGAAUUUGGGUGCAAACUAAUGGUAAUUUUGAAUAGUAUAUGAUGUGACUGUCAAAUGUUUGCUUUGUAUCUGGUCUGCCAUUUACUGCAUGUAUGAGAUUUUGAAGAAGGAAAUUCAUGUCUAUAUUAGACUUUGCUGUAGGCAAAUAAUGAUUACAGCCUACUUGCUCCCUCUGUGAUGGACAGAACGCUCUAGUGUAACCCAUAUUCAUCUAAACAUUUUAAAAGCUGUGGAUUGCACAGGAUUUUUUGGAAAAAUAUUAAAACCUUAUUAAUAUUCUAUUAUCU
Molecule: messenger RNA, 1427 nt
Organism: Xyrauchen texanus (razorback sucker)
Lineage: Eukaryota; Metazoa; Chordata; Actinopteri; Cypriniformes; Catostomidae
Product: GTP-binding protein GEM-like
Exons: 4
Coding region: 191-1090 (299 amino acids)
Biological process (GO): negative regulation of high voltage-gated calcium channel activity
Cellular component (GO): plasma membrane
Molecular function (GO): GTPase activity; calcium channel regulator activity; GTP binding
Source: RefSeq, a predicted model, not a curated record